Messenger RNA from Oncorhynchus keta (chum salmon), 2436 nucleotides. Its product is annotated as cyclin-I-like. Gene Ontology annotation, biological process: mitotic cell cycle phase transition; regulation of cyclin-dependent protein serine/threonine kinase activity. Gene Ontology annotation, molecular function: cyclin-dependent protein serine/threonine kinase regulator activity. The record is from RefSeq and is a predicted model, not a curated record. Gene Ontology annotation, cellular component: nucleus; cyclin-dependent protein kinase holoenzyme complex; cytoplasm. NCBI's taxonomy places the organism in Eukaryota, Metazoa, Chordata, Actinopteri, Salmoniformes, Salmonidae.
CGGAAGGGGCGAUUUCGCUUUCUCAAGAGUCCACAGUCCUUUUCGGAUGUGUUAGACCUAUGUCUAUUCCGUUCAAUUUUUUUUUAUUAUAUACAUUUCAUUUGGCAGACCCCCAAUUUCUCCCCGAAAUAAAACACAACAUGGAAUCGAAGAUGGAGUAACUCAAGACUCUAUUUUACCUCUCUUGUUUUACCUCAAUUUAAUGGACCGGAUGAUUUCCAAGUCAAACUGUGAUUCCCACAGCUUUGCAGGGGAGGUAGCUGUAUCCAGUGAGGAGGGAGGCGUAUCCAAGGGUGAAUAUGAAGUUUGCCGAACCCUUGGAAAGCCAGAGGCUGUCUUUUCUUUUGGAAAAGGCCGCCUCUAGGGAAGCCCUGAUGUGGAAGGUGUACGUGCCCAAAAAGCCAUCUCCCGGCAGUCAGGAUACAGACAUCUCUCCUGCCCAGCGUGAUGAGGCUGUGUGCUGGCUUAUUAACCUCCACAAAGACACCAAGCUAUAUCCAGAGACCCUCUCCCUAGCCAUCAGUAUAUUGGACAGGUUUUUAGGCACUAUAAAGGCCCGUCCAAAGUACCUCCGCUGCAUCGCCAUCGCCUGUUACUUCCUGGCUGCCAAAACCAGCGAAGAGGACGAGCGUGUGCCUAUUGUUGGUGACUUGGCCAGCAGCAGCAGAUGUGGCUGCUCCCCAUCAGAGAUACUGAGAAUGGAGAGGAUCAUUCUGGAUAAACUCAACUGGGACCUGCACGCUGCCACACCGCUGGAGUUUCUACACAUUUUCCAUGCCAUGGUGCUGUCCUGCAAGCCACGGUUCAUGGUGGGUCUGGUGGGGUGUAACCCGGCGCAGCACCUGUCAGUGUUGACCCAGCAGCUGCACUACUGCCUGGCCGACAGCGCCCUGCUACAGCCCCUCUCCCGGGGAUCCAUGCUGGCGCUGGCCCUCAUCACCCUGGAGCUGGAGAAUAUCUGCCCUGACUGGCUGGCUCUCACGAUCAACCUGCUCAGGAAAACACAGAUUGACAGUUCUCAGCUGAUCCGAUGUCGAGAGCUGGUGUCACGUCACCUGUCCACACAGGAAGCUUCCCUGCCUCCCAACACUGUGUACAUCUACCAGUCCCUGCACCACAGUCUGGACCCGGACCCUUGCACCCGAGGAAGAGAGUCCGACACCAGGCUCCCAGACAGAGACCCACCGGCGCCAUCCACGGCCCCUAGGGACAGGAGCCUCUCCUGGGUCUCCUCUACCACCCUGCUCCAGGUCCAUGGACCACCCAAACCCAGCCACCACUCCCACCAAGUCUCCCUGCGCUGCAAGCACUCAGCCAAGCGCAAGGUGGAGGAGAUGGAGGUCGACGAAUUCUACGAGGGGAUCAAACGACUCUACAACGAAGAGAACGGGGGCGCUCCGGAAGGGACGGCGGUAACGGGGGAGGAGCCUCUAGAGGAGAGUCCUGUCCUAUUGGUCAGGAGGGAGGGCCACACCUCCCCCUGCCCCCCUCUCCAACCCGUCAGUGUCUCAUAGAGAAGAAGAGGAUGAAACCAAGGCCUUCUCUUCUUCUCUACCUGAGCUGCAAGGAAAAUAAGUCUCAGUAUUCAAUCUGUCACAUGGCAUUUAUCCACCAACCCCAGGCCUCGAUUGAGCCCCCAAAAAAGUCACCAAAAAAAUAUGCUAUUUCAUAACUAUUUGUUGAGCACAAAUAUAAAAUGAUAAAAAAAAUAUAAAUAUAAUAUAAUGAUAUAAAUAUUAUCCUUAAAAAAAAUAGGUCAAAUUACUACUUCUCUCUGUGAGUCUCUGUGAUGAUAUUUCUCUACGGUCAUGUCAUUUUAUUUCUGUUCAAUCAGUAUAUUUAUUUUCUUUUACCUUCCUCUUUUCCUGAAAUAAAAAAUAAUUUCCCAGCCAUGUUGUCUUUAACCCCUCACAAAACAUGUCACGAUAAGAGUUUGACUGUAAAGCGUGUAGAACGCAUGUUAACCUGAAGUACUGAAUGGUUUUUUUUUUCACGUUUAAAAAUCUAAAUAUCCCCUUCCACAACGUUCCUAUGUUUGCCCCGUCACAGUGUGCUGUAGUAGUUUAACCAAAGAAUGAACAAGCUACUGUCAUUAAUGACAAUACAGAAGUGAAUCAAUUUACCCAAUGAAGCAAUAUGUUUUAAGAUAAACAACUUAGUUUAAAAGAGAGUUUAUCCCAAGUGGCACCCUAUACCCUACAUAGUGCACUACUUUUUAGUAGAGGCCUAUGGGGGAGAAAUAGUGUGACAUUUCAGAUGCUAUCAAGAAGAGGGUUUGAAGAUGUAGCUACCAUAAUUCACCUUAUCUUUGCUGUUCAGAAACAACUUGCUGGUUUUUUUUUUUGUUUAUUGCCAAAAGGCUCUUGCUCUGGGGUGCUGGUAACUGCCGAUGUACUGCUGAGAACUUGUGGCAUCAAUAAAACAAGUGAAAUAAUC